AUGUCUAUUUCACAAAGAGCAUUGAAUGGAUUAAAGUCUUUAAUUGAGUUGAAUUUACAAUCAAAUCAACUGUCAAGUCUUGAAAAUAAUAUUUUCAAUAGUUUGUCUAAUCUUGAAACUUUAGAUAUCAGUGAUAAUAAUUUGAGAUUUCUUCCACAAAAUAUAUUCAAUGGAUUGAUAUCUCUAACUGAUUUGGAAUUAAGUUCAAACAAACUGACCAGUCUAGAGCUCAACACUUUUAAUACCUUGUCUAAACUUACAGAUUUAGAUAUUGAUAAUAAUAGUUUAACAUUUCUUCCACCAGGAAUAUUCAAUGGAUUGAAAUCUCUAAUUAAGUUGGAUUUGUCAGAAAAUAAACUGACAUUCCUUAAAAAAAAUACUUUCAAGAGCUUGUCCAACCUUAAAAGUUUAUAUAUCAAUAAUAAUAAAUUAACAUCUCUUCCACAAGGAAUAUUUGAUGGAUUAGAAUCUUUAAUUACAGUGGAUUUGGGAUCCAACAGACUUACAAGUCUUCAGUCUACUAUUUUUAAUUGGUGUAUUCAUCUGUGGAGAUGGACAAGGCCUGCAGACCAAUCAAAUCAUGAUGAUUUAAAAGAUGGCAACAGCAUUGGACCGGACAAUGACAUGAAUAAAAACCAAUCAACAACUCAAAAACAACCAGACAUUACCACUCAAAGUUCUUUACCUGCAGGAAACAUAACGAAUGCUAAAAAUGAUACUGAUGUUACCAAAACUAACCAUUUUAAACAAGUCGAUAAUACAAGUAAUUAUUCUACCGAACAACCAACAGAUGAAAGAAAAACAAAAAGUAUUACGCCUCAAAGUUUUUUACCUGUUGAAAACCAAAUGAAUGUUGAAAAUAAUACUGGUGAUACCAAAACUGACCAAUUUAAAAACAAUGAUACAAUAAAUGAUGCUACCACACACCCAACAAAUGAAAAACAAGCAGAAAUUAUUAUGACUCAAAGUUCUCCACUUGUUAAAAACGAAACAAAUGCUGAAAAUAAUACUGGUGACACCAAAACUGACCAAUUUAAACGAGUCGAUAAUACAAGUACUUAUUCUACCAAACAACCAAACGAUGAAAGUAUGUAA
Messenger RNA from Aphidius gifuensis, 1095 nucleotides. Its product is annotated as insulin-like growth factor-binding protein complex acid labile subunit. Lineage: Eukaryota; Metazoa; Arthropoda; Insecta; Hymenoptera; Braconidae. The coding region runs from base 1 to 1095 and encodes 364 amino acids. The record is from RefSeq and is a predicted model, not a curated record. The transcript is spliced from 5 exons. Gene Ontology annotation, molecular function: protein binding.